Messenger RNA from Heterotrigona itama, 1707 nucleotides. The record is from the annotation of a GenBank genome assembly. NCBI's taxonomy places the organism in Eukaryota, Metazoa, Arthropoda, Insecta, Hymenoptera, Apidae.
AUGAAGUGAGUUGUCGAUCAAGAGACAGGAAAGUUUCACCAAAAGUCCAACAUAAUCUAGACAAAAGAAAAGAAAAAAUAUAUAUAUAUAUAUUACCUAUGUACAUAUAUAUACAUAUACGUGUGUGAAACUUUUGGACUUGGAAAAAAGAAAAAGAACAGAUUUUUAAACAUGUACAAUAUUAUCCUCCUGCCCAUGAUUUGUAUACACCAUGUAAUCUUAUUACCUCCCUGCCCCCACCCGCCCCCCGUACCCCUUUAUUUAAUUGACCGCCUAGUGAAACUGGCCUCUUAAUCCCAAGUAAUGUAAAUAGACGGAAACGAGUCACGUCGACGCGACUAAACACGGGCGUUCUCGCUCUUUUACGUUUUUCUAUCCAGGUUCCGCAGGGAGAGGCACAAUGCUGACGUGGAGAAGGGCGACGGGAAGGACGGGAAGGAGGGGAAGGAGGGUGAGUCCUCGCACACGAGGAAACUCUCCACCGCGGAGGAGAACACUGCCGUCAAGGGACGGGCCGGGAAGUGGGGACGGCUCUUAGGAAGCUCGAGUCUAGACUCCGGAAGCGAGACGGGGACCGGAGUGGACACGUUCAAACGAUCCCUGAGCGCGAGAGACGCCCGGCCGAGCUCCAGCGCCAGCAGCAACAAAGUGUUCCCAAAGUUUGGCAAGCUGACAGGCACGAUCGAGGAAUCGGGCGACGCUGAGAACGCGAAGGAUGCGCAACAGCAGCAGCAGCAGCAGACGGUGGUGGCAGAUUCGAAGCAGCUGCAGCUUCGUCGACUAGAGAGUUACGACGAUGGAUUGAUCACCAGCCAGCCGAGCCACGACCGCGAGAUACUGGCCGCGGUGCUCGAGGUGAAGGUGGACUUGAAGCUGGAAGUGCAGCGGGUCAACCAGAGAUUGGCGAAGAUCGAGGAUAUGCUGCAAACGUUGAUGAACAGGCUUCCUACGGCUAGCACGCCGCAACAGAAGGGCACGAACAGCUUCUCGACGGGUGGCAAUGGUGGCUCCUCCUCGCAGAAUCAGUCGACCAUCCAGCCACAGGCAGGCUCCGGUGGUCAGCAGGGUUGCCAGACCACGCAGACGCCUGGAGGAAACACGGAGCAGAAGGUCUGCAUAGCGACUACGUCGACGACUGAAGGCUACAGGGAGCAAAGCACGACCACGGAGAGGAGCUCCAAGUCCCAGGAACAACACCAUCAUCAUCACCAUCAUCAUCAUCAGUCGCAGCAGUCCGACAGACUGAAGGACAGUAGUGACUACAAGGCUUCCUCGAGGGAAGUGAGCAAAGAGUUGUUGGAGAGGCUGGCCCAGGCGUCCACUUCCAGGGUAGACGACAGCACGCCCCUUGGGCCGCUGAUUCUGAGAAAGAGAAGAAGCAAAUCGAGGAACAAGGGAGCCGCGCCAUUGGCGCCGUUAGCUAGCCAACCGAUCAGCCCCUCGGAGGCGACCGAGACCACGCAGAUGCUCGAGUGCACGGACGACAGAGAGCCGAGCGCCACCGCGGCCGAUCGAAGCGACAGGUCCGACAGGAAGAGGCCUCCGCCCAGGCCUAGGGAGUUAGGUUUAGUAAGAUACGGCGGCGUUGGACUGGUGAUAUUCGAGAUGUUGUUUUGUACGAUUGGAUGGAAUGAUAUAAUAUCGGGGCUGUCGAUCCAGUUCCGAACGGUGGACAGGGGGAAACAAGUAGCUGUUUUGAAAGUGUGA